Penicillium argentinense is the source of this 726-nucleotide messenger RNA. RefSeq lists its product as uncharacterized. The coding region runs from base 1 to 726 and encodes 241 amino acids. Lineage: Eukaryota; Fungi; Ascomycota; Eurotiomycetes; Eurotiales; Aspergillaceae. The transcript has a single exon. The record is from RefSeq and is a predicted model, not a curated record.
AUGUUUUCGCUAUCUUCAACCAUCCCCCUUCUCCUCGCGAGUCCCAUCCUCGUUCAAGGACAAACAGAACACCCCUACGUGCCCUGCGGCGGCGACACACAAUCCUGCAUGAUCCAAGUUCUCCUCGGACAAAACAGCCUUGUCCCAGGCCGGCUAGCAGACUGCUCAAGUUACCAGAAUGUCGUCGUGACGCCUGCUACAAAGUUAGUCUAUCAUCUCAUACCUUUUCAACAUAAAUCCCUAAAAAAUGAAUCCAGAACGGUCACCGCAAUCCUGGGAGUGAAAACCAUCACCGUAACCAUGAGCGGUACUCCACCGGCACACUCCACAGCCAGACCCACACCCAGAGCUUUGAUAACCGCAGCGGCAACUGCAAAUCCUACACUGGCCAUAGCCCAGCUGGCAAUGACUUCACUUCCGUCGAUUUUACCGGGCUAUCUGGGUCAGGGAUGCAAUGUGGCUGAGAUUUAUGCUUCUGCUUGUGCUUGUCUUGGUGUUCCGCGGAAUACACUGGUCGCGCCGGUUGCUACUGUUACUACUUCCCUUAGCAUGACGACUACGUCUACUUUGUUCCUGGCCGUUCGUAAUGUUGUGACAUCGCCGACUCACACUGUUGCGGCAUUUUCUGGAAAUGAGCCGGCACCUGGUCCUGUCGGUGGAGCUUGGACUUCGAAAGUUGGCCCUGGGGAGGAGGCUGUUCUUUAUAGUGCUAUCAGGCAUAUGUGA